This is a messenger RNA of Pygocentrus nattereri (red-bellied piranha), 4050 nucleotides long. RefSeq names its product interleukin 2 receptor, beta (gene il2rb). Bases 84 to 1751 code for a protein of 555 amino acids. Gene Ontology annotation, cellular component: membrane; external side of plasma membrane. The transcript is spliced from 10 exons. Lineage: Eukaryota; Metazoa; Chordata; Actinopteri; Characiformes; Serrasalmidae. The record is from RefSeq and is a predicted model, not a curated record. Gene Ontology annotation, molecular function: protein binding; cytokine receptor activity. Gene Ontology annotation, biological process: cytokine-mediated signaling pathway; immunoglobulin mediated immune response.
AAGUGAGAGAGAGAUAUAAGGGCUUAGCAAAUGUGUGAAAAGGUCACAUGGAUGGAUAUAUUUUCUUCUCUCCUGGCUAACUGAUGCAUCUCUGUCUGCAGUUACGAACGACAGCAGCAGUGAUGUGGAGUGGUUGGCUAAUUCCUGUUCUCUUCCUUUCUGGCACUUGGCCAAGUCACGCACUCUCAGGUCUGUCCUGUGUAAAUGACUUCUUCACCAAUAUCACAUGUGAAUGGCACAAUGCAACACAACAUGCUGGCCAAGUCUGCCGCCUUCAUGCAAGCAGAAAUACAUACAAGGGAAAUCAAGAGGAAAGUUGUUUUUUACAGCCAUUAACAUUUCAUUCUAAUGGUGCAACAGGCUGCUGGAUUUCCUUUGAGUCACUGGACUUUUCAUUUGCAGAAAAGGUCAGUUUAAAGGUAGCCUGUAAUGACACUGCAGUCUUUGGUCCGAACAACUAUCAGCCUGGCCGUAACAUUAAACUGCGUCCACUGGACAGGCUGAGUGUUUCCAAGGGAAACAUCAGCUGGAGCAAAGGAGCCAAAUCUAUCAUGAAUUGUGAAUAUCAGCUACAGUUCAAGUCUGUAUCACAAAUCUGGGAGGAAGUUCAACCAAGGAAGGUGUACCAUACUUUUGUUGUACUGGACAGUGACUCACUGACACUGGGUGAUCAAUAUGAGGCCCGAGUCAGAGUGAAGCCUGUAAAGCCUGAAAAUAAUGGCCAGUAUCUUGGCCACUGGAGUGAGUGGAGUGCCUCCAUCAACUGGACGUCAGAAAUAGGAAGAAACAAAAGCUUAAUAGACCAGAACCCUCAGGAUACUGGUAUACUUACAUCAGGACUGCUGACGGUGUUUAUACCAGUAAUCCUGGUUCUACUCACUUCAAUCAUUGUCUGUGCAGUCCGCAGAUAUUACUGUAUGUCAAAAGCAGGCAAUGAACAUGUUCCUGAUCCGUCCAAAUACUUUCAGCCUCUUCUGUCCAUCCACGGAGGAAACUUUCAGAAAUGGCUGGGCCCUCAGCACUCCACCCCCUCGUUCCUCACUCCUCAGCCAUGUGACUGCAAUAUCUCACCUGUGGAGGUCUCAGACGUUUGGGAAGACCCUGUGGUCAGCGCAAUGGCACAUUUCCACAACAAUCCCAUGCCCUUGUCUCAACAAACAAGCGGUGACAGCCAGUCGUCAUCUGGCUUCUCCAACAUGGGCUACUUCUACAGCGAAACCCAGCCAGGAUCUCUGUCCUUAGAGACAUGUUCAGUGUACUUCACCUACCAGCCUGAAGGGGGCAGCAAUGACUCUCUUCAGUCCUCAUCCUCCUAUGAGCGCCUGCAGGGGCAAGAUCAACAGCAAGGAGAACCCUCAAGCCCUGACUCUGGCUUUGGCAUGGGAGGAGAAGAAGAAGAAGAAGAGGAGGAUGAUGAAGAAAGCAAAGAAGAAAAGAAGGAAGAAGAAGAGAGGAAAGAGGAGUGCAGUGGUGUCAACAUCCAGCAUUUGGUCUCGUUUGUUCUCUCCUUACCAGAAAGCUCGAAAAAAAUCAUUUCCACAGCUGCUACCCACAUCCCAUUGAGUUUUGCCCAGCUGCCGGAGCUCUCGCCCUGUCCUGAAGAUCCUGAAGUAGCUGCUGCUGGCAGCAGUAACACCUCCGAGGCUCCAGAGAGUGCUGUGGUUCGACCCUCUUCUAUGGUGGUACAGCCAUGCAGCAGUGGCUACUUAACCCUGAAGGAGAUGCAGAAAUACAGCAAUAAAUCUAUUUGACUUAAUAAUGAUCCUUACAGAGGAAUUCCACCAAAAAAUCCUUCAUGAUUAAAUCAUUAAGGUAAACAAAGUCAUUCAUGGAAGUUUAACCAUUCUAGAAAUGCAUACAGAGCCAGGGUUGUUCACAGUGAUGAAUGAAGCAUCAAAUGCCUCUAAAAGCUACGUCAUGGAAAGCUAUUGCAUGAAAUGGUUAUGAACACAUUGCACUGUUGUCAGAAGAAAACCUUGCAUCUCUAUUCAUGAUGUUUUUGACAUAAUUCGAAAAUACCAUUUACAUUGCAAGUCAAUGUCAUCAUGAAUGGACUAAAAGAAAUGACCUAAAAUUACUUGGAAAAAAAGUCUGGUUCUAUUGACUUACAAUAAAAGUAAAGUAGGUUUUGUCCUUUGUCACAGUGCAGGGCAUUGUGAAGCAGAAUCGUACCCAAAAAGAAUGUAUUUUUUUAAAUGAGCAAAAUUUUAUCAUUCUCAACAUUACAGAGGUGUACUUUGUAUAGUAAGUAAAAUGUCUUUAUUUGUUUUGUAGACAUCACAACUCCUGGUUCCUAUCACCACCACUAGAACCUUAAAUCACUAAGUUGGACUUUUUCGCACCAAAUCACCCUGAAUGACUUUGUUUACAUCUCAAGGAUGGAGAAAUGUUGAAGCCCUUAAAAGGCUCAUGCUGUGUGAAACUGUGUUGACGUGUUUGGUGUCUGAAGUUUGCUUCUUUAGUUUUGGACUAGAACUAUGAGUUUAGUGAAGCUGACAAGUAACAGACGUUUAAUAGAGGUGUAACGGUUCACCCCUUUCAUGGUUUGUUUCAUGAUUUCUGGACCAUGAUUCAGUUUGUAUCACAGUACAGCUUGGAAAAAUGUAACUUUAAACCUUAGUUUAUGAGUUUUUUUCAAAUGUUUUUAAGAUACAAGAAAGUAUAAACCAGAAGUUCUUUCAAAGAGAGAUUAAAGCAAAUUACUUUUAAAAGCUCCAGACAUCAGUAGAACAAAACAUCAGGUCGAAUAAAAAAUGUUAAAAUCAAGAGGCAGAGCAAUUUUACCAAUCAUUAAUUUUAAAAAAUCUAACCAUCACUGAUUUUAUAUAGACAAAGAGUGGAAAAACUUGAGAUAUCCAGAUAUCCAUAAUAAUUGCAAUGAAUUGUGCCUUACCCAGGUCUUUACAAAGUUCUGCCAACUGGCAUUUCUGCAAGAGUUGGUAGUGUCAUCAGUGGCUUGUAUAUAAUGGAACAUGCAGUGUGCUCUACCAGCAAGACAAAAAAUACUGGCUCACUUUUCACCACAUUGGCUGUUAAACCAUGGAUUUGGGUUUUCGUUCAGAGCCAUUACACCAUUAAAGCUUAUAGCCCAACAAUCAGCAUUAGUCACCACACACUUGCCUUAACUUGUGUUAUGUAUUUUCAAGUAGACAAGUUCAAGCUGUUUCUGAGGUAGUAUAGGAUACUAUUAUUUGAAAAAUUGGUAAAAAUUACAGACAAAAUUCAGGCUUUAAGACAGCUUCUACUAUUUUAGCUCUUUGUUCAUCAGUGGAGAACCAGUUUGUUUACCAAAGCUUGUUACAUCAGUCUCAUUACUUGUCACAUUAGUCUCAGAGCUCCAAUGCAAAAUGAAAAACCUAAUGUUCCAACAUGUAACAUAAAGCCUUCCCAGAGGAUUAGAGGCUGUUACUGCUAAAACUCUCUAUUAAUACCCUAUGUUUCAGAAGAAAUGUUGGAUGAACAGGUGUCUAUACACUUCAGGGUUUAAUGUAAUGUGGUUACUUUACUUGUUACAUGAAGCUCUAGCACAGAACUAAUGAAGCAAACUGGGAGGAGGGCGAUGAGUGGGGAUUUUUCACAAUUAAAUUAUGGUUGUGAUAAAAUUCUUGUUGACCGAUGAAGACGUUUCUACAUUUCAAAUGGAGGAGAUGUUGUAGCUAAAUCUCUGAAGUGGUAGACUGUUUUACAAAAUGUCAGCAUUGAUAUAACAUGUAAAGUGCACAUUAUUAAGAGAUCAUUUUUAAAAAGUGUUAACCUCUUUUUUUGUGUUACAAUCUUUUUGUGUUACUUCUGUUCAUAUCUUGCUCAGCUGGCAAUCCAAAGCCUGCACUGAAAAAAAGAAAAAAAACAAAAAAACCUGAAUGGAGGUUUGUGAACAUAGCAGAGAUGUGCAUUUGGACAUUAUCACUAAGUGACAUGUAACUAAUCAGUUGUAGUCUUUUUAUUUUUUGCUUCCGUAUCUGACAACCCAGUACACAUGGGCCAGAUGGGGACCAGACAGAGGUUUGCCCUAAUUCAGGCUGCUAAUAAAACCAACUGAUUUAGAUAUAG